This is a messenger RNA of Drosophila miranda, 529 nucleotides long. RefSeq lists its product as uncharacterized. The transcript has 2 exons. Bases 103 to 285 code for a protein of 60 amino acids. Lineage: Eukaryota; Metazoa; Arthropoda; Insecta; Diptera; Drosophilidae. Gene Ontology annotation, cellular component: mitochondrial inner membrane. Gene Ontology annotation, biological process: mitochondrial respiratory chain complex IV assembly. The record is from RefSeq and is a predicted model, not a curated record.
AUACCGUCUCAUUUGAAAAAUAUACCGCCAUAAGUCCGCGGUCCCACUGCAACCCAGUUGCGUUUGGCAUUUUUUAGCAUCUUUCGGCACAACACAGAUAAAAUGGCAGCUCUACGUGGAUGGAAAUUCGUUGGCUUCGUAUCCUGCAUUGUGGGAGCCAUUGGGAUAGCGGUGUAUCCUGUUAUACUGGACCCAAUGCUCAAUACGGAGAAGUACAAGUCGCUCCAGGAGUACAGCAAAAUAAAAAGAGAUGAGCUGCAACAUACUAUCAAAAGAAAGGACUGAAAGGGAAAGAUGUAUUUAAAAAUGCUGUGCCAUGUAAUUGGCAUGCGGAUUAGGCAUAAAACAAGAUGUACAUUUUGUAGUUUCCAAACAACCAAAAACACAAAAACUAUUUGUUAUCGAUAAAUAUAAUUUACCUAAUGUUCGUAUAAUUUAUGCAAUUAAGGUACUCAGAUAUUAUUUGAUAAUGUACAAUAAUAACCCGGAUAACUUCCGCGCAAAAGUUAAAAUAUAUUAUAACUUUAAA